AUUCACUUCAGAGGAAAUCUGGCUCAAGUUCCAAAUGGGAUACUAACUUCAGCGUCUUUGAUGACGUGAAGGUCAGGUACGGAAAGUCGAGUGGCUCAAAACACACAUUUAGUGUAUUUUUUUAGAAAGCUAAAUUAGAAUUUUGCCCACAUCUAUGUUUUCAGUUGCAGUACUAAAAUUCAAUACUAAUAAAGGCAUUUAUUUUACAGCCUACACUAAGCAGCGCCUUUAUUGAAACGUGUUUCGCUUUUCCUCGAGCAGCCUCGGACACUAACAAUCCCCUUCGCGCUGCAUUGUGGGAGUUACAGUUUGUGCCACAUAUCGGUCUCCAUAACUUUGUACAGUCAGAUCAGAGAGAGAGAGGCGCAAGCCGAAGUCCAGCGGGACGGGCUGAACUCCUCCACUUCAGGAUGUUUUACUGGGACUCUUACCUCAUAUCUGACUGCCGGCCUGCGGAGUACAGGCGGACACUUUGGAAAUAGCACGCUUUGGGAAAACUUUUGGCGGCUCUCUUUGCUAAUUUGGGAAUUGCUACUUGAGCAGACGGUUGCGGAGGUUAGCCAACGAAGCUAACGGGACUUGAAGUAAGAGAAUAAGUGCCAUUCAGCUGGGCUGUUCAACCUGGGACUACAUCCAUCUCCCUCUGUCAGAACCAGAACCUUCGUAGUACAGCAUGAAUAUCAAUAUGCAGAACAUAAUUUGCAUAUCACUGCUGUUAUCUGAUAAGGGCGACUCGUGAUUUCGCCGUUUCAGAAACCAAAACUACUACUACUAUGAGGUUGUCGGGAAAAUUCCCGAAGCAGGUGUAUUAUUAAGCCGUGACUCUUUUAAUGUUGCAAAGAAUGUCCCACUCGGACAGUACCAGUUCAUAUUUCGGUUUGGAGGACCCGCAGUGGCUAUGCAUGGUCACCCUGUUCGUCGCAUCCCUGGUUACGCUGGCUCUGUACUUCAUACAGUAUUUCCAUCCCGGGCUCAUAGGAAGCAGGCAGAGAGCAGCAGCUGAGGACAAGGCGGCGGCGGAGGAGGAGGAGGAGGAAGCGGCGGCUCUGCUGGGAUGGGCGCUGUCAAAGCAGAGCUGGAAAAGCCAAUGGAGGGGAGCGUGGUGCAAGGCUCUGAAUGAAGAGGCAACCAAGCGUGGGGGCGAUCUGCUGUUGACGUUUGAAGAAGAUGGCGCCGAGGCACCAGAACUCGCCGUCGGCGCCGUGUCCGGCUUUCAGAAAUCAGCCACAAACAAGGCCGCCUCCUGCAGCGUGGUUGGAGAGAAGCUUCAGUUCUCUCUCAGCGCAGCAUCCUCCUCAGCCGGAGCGGAUCCUUGCAAAUACACGGCGUGCAUAGCUCCAGUAGAGCUGCAGCUUCAGCUACGCAUGCAGGAAGUCCAAGAUGAGAUCAAGGUGAGCUGGGAAGUGUCCCGUUUGGACACUGAGGGCCUGCACGUGACCCCCGACCUCACACAGGAUGCUGCCAACACGUGGACCGCAGCGGCCGUUAAGGAGCAGCUGAGGCAGCUGCUGCGUGCGACUCGUCCCUCUGUGCUGCUGAGCUGCAGGCCUACUCAGGCCUCGCAGCGCAAGGAAGCUCAUAGCAAAGUGCUGUCGCCGCCGAAGCCCCCCCGCGCCCACGACUGGAAGCUGCUUGUGAAAAACACUCGGGUCACACUCAGUCAGGAGGAAGACGCUGCAGGCAGCGUGAAUCCUCUGUGUGUGCUGCAGCUGGACGAUCCCCCCCAGAGGUUCAGCACCUCCGUUUUGAAGAACACAACCAAUCCUACCUGGGAGCAGCCAUUUGUCUUUGAGUUGAACGGACGAUCAAAGGAGCUCUCUGUUCAGUUGAUGAAUGAUGGUCAACCUCCAGAGAGUUCUCUACUAGGGAAGGUGUGUGUGCCUUUUGAUCUGGUGAAGAAGCAACCCAAAGGACAGCAGACAUUUGCACUUAAGACCAAAGAUUCUGUGACUGGAUCACUUACUACUGAGUUUACCUUUCUAGAGCCCAGUGAGGUGAGGUCCUGGCAGCCUCCAACUCCAGCCGCCAGUAAGAGGGUGGAGAUGGACCGGACCGUGAUGCCCUGCGGCACCGUGGUCACCACCGUCACCGCCGUGAAGAGCAAGCCAGGACGACCUCUCCCGCUCAACAACACUGUUUCUGUCUCGUCAGAGCCCGCCCUGAAGCCGAUCAACAGCAAGGGCAAGCUAGCCGAGCGCCGGGUUUCAGAGCAGGUGUCCCCGCUGGGCGGCACGGUGAGCAAGGCCUUGUCGUCCUCCGACACGGAGCUGCUCAUGCUCAACGGGACCGACCCGGUGGCCGAAGCAGCCAUCAGACAGCUCCAUCAGUCCGCCAAGCAGAAGCUCAAGUCGCCGGUGAAGAAGAGCACCAUCAUCAUCUCGGGCAUCGCCAAAACGCCCCUGUCUCAGGACGACGAACUCGCUCUGAUGGCGGGCUACGCGGCACAGAUGGACGCCUCGAUGUCGGAGAGCAGCUCCACCCAGGACGUGACCACGGCGGUCGCGUCGGGCACCAGCAGCGUCCCUGAGGGGUCCGAGUCCCAGGAGGGGCCCGCCGGAGUCGGCCGGCCCCCAGAAGACUGGGAGAGUCAAACCGAAGAAGCGCUAGACAACACGUCGUUGUCCAUGUGUGUGUCUGAGGCGAGCUGCAAGAAAAGCAGAGAGGAGAGCAGUGCUAAGCAGACUAUUUGCCCUGAUGAGGAGCUUCCUCCAGAAGAGCGCCAAGCUCUUCUUCCGGCGUCGCCACCAGCGCAAAGAGCCGGGGAUGAGCCAGUCGCACAACGACCUGGUUUACCUCGAGUCUCCGGCCGCAGUGGAGCGGGCCAGCAGGACCGCCACGCUUAGCCGCAUGCUCGUCCGCAAGAGCAAGAGCAGCAAGAACAAGAGCAAAGCCAACGGCUCGACUCCCUCGGGGGAGCCGCACGUGUGACCUCAGCCUCCGCUCGACCUCAGCCUCUCUCACAGCUACCAUCAUCACCUCCGUGUUAAAGAUGCACUGGCAAAACAUCAAAGGCUAACCUCGCUCCCCGCUAACGCCGAGUCUGCAGACGGGAGCCACUGCACUGUGAACAGGAGGGCCGGGGAAGCCUUUCCUUGUGACGUUCAACAUAAAUACUUCCUGUAAAGAUUUUACAGACUGCAUGGGUUUACACGUGAACAAAAGCGUACUGUCCAGGGUCGACGGCUGAUAUCGUUUAGCUUGGUUUCUUUUAACCUUUUUCUUUUUUAUACCGCAGUCGGGAAUAUUAAGUGCUUUUACGGCCCCCGUCACGGACCGACUGGGACCGAUGCGGGCCAUCUUGUCUUUACCUCACCGACGCAGAAACUCUCCCUGCUGUACGCCGCUGGGUUUCCUACGCCGGAUCAGCAGCACCAAAGAAGAAGAGCAGAGAGCUGUUUGGAUGAAUCGCACGAGUCGAGUAACUUGAAUUGACCGUGCGAUGACAGAGUUAAAAUUGUUCUCAAAGGGAGUUCAGCAUCUUCGGAUUCCGACUUUAACACUAACGUUACAGUAUGACCGGGUUGAAAAUCAUGAAAUUUGUCUUUUAAUAUGCAUUUGCAGUGGAUGCAAAAUCUCUUCAAACCUCCCUUCCCCCUUUUCUCCUUUUUAACUUAUUUUCUCUGAAUGAAAAAGAAAUGUGAUGAUGAUGAUAAAUCUAGUGUAGCAUGAGUAAGACAUUAAUUUGCAACCUAAAAAUGUUUCACAAGUGAGACCUAAGUACACUGAAAGCAUUGCGUAAAGGUUGUAAAGCAGUUUUCUUUUUACAAAAGUAGCUGUUUCAGAUGAAUUAUUGGUUGUAGCGAGGCGAACCACUAGCUUUUAUCACAGCAGCAUGCUUCCAGCUCGCUGUGAUGAUUUAUGUCUAGUCUUCCUAAAAGAUUCCUCCUGUUCACUACUGCUGUCAGCGGGGGUGUUGGCGUGUCCAAAGGGAACUGAAUAAACCUUUAUCCCACUUCUAUGCUACACAAACCUGCCAAACUCUCCCCAGUAAUGAACCUUCUCCUCUCUGCUUCGUCAUUUAUUCGAUUGUCGGUUUUUAUCGCAUUUCGGGAGCAAACCAAAUAGACUGGCUGCUUUGUUUAAAUCCAGCUAAUGAUUGUAUUUCUCUCUCUCUCUCUCUCUCGUUACUGUGCGUCCUUUUUUUAACUGCUGUUUAUCUGUGAUGUCUUUGCUCCGAGGACAGAUGCAGCGCAGAGACGGCGCCAACGGAUCGCCUUAUAACUCCUCUGAAAACGACUUCAGCCACUUUAGGCUUGUUCCUCAGCUUUCCUCAUCUGUCAAGACUAAAGGACUGGAGUGUGUUGUUAGGGUUGCCCUGGGAGACAACCAUACAACCUCUUGCACCAUCAGCUGUGUUUGUAACCUAGAAGCCUAUGCACAUAUCUAAUUCCUGGUUGUUUACAUUAUGGGACGAUUAAAAACACUUGUUUUUUUUUUGUUUGUUUUUUUCGUCUUAAGGACAACACAUCUGCAGAGGUUGUUGGCUUCCCUGCGUCAUGGUACAUUCAUGACAGCAGUUUGUUUUGUUUCUUUAAGAAUCAGUCACGACUGCACAACUGAGGACGGGGAAGAGAAAACCGAUUUUCUCAAAUCUCCACCAGCUCCGCAACCCUCCACUUUUCCAGUCCUCAAGAACUUCCCUGUUGAUCAUUCACUAAUAAGCAACAGGGCUAUGUGUGUUUAUCAGAAUACUUAAAACCUUUUUAUGUUUUUCUUUUCUUUUUUUUCUUUAAUGGUGUCUGCUCUGUGCACAUAAACUGGCUGAAGUGCUGCUGCAGAAUGCCAUAUUUUGGAACUAAAAUCCAAUGGGAGUUAUUUAAUUUCCAGCAAUAAACACUGAGUGACUACAUGAA
Poecilia reticulata (guppy) is the source of this 4853-nucleotide messenger RNA. It is a transcript of the gene c2cd2, whose product is annotated as C2 calcium dependent domain containing 2. Lineage: Eukaryota; Metazoa; Chordata; Actinopteri; Cyprinodontiformes; Poeciliidae. The record is from RefSeq and is a predicted model, not a curated record.